This is a messenger RNA of Sipha flava (yellow sugarcane aphid), 2880 nucleotides long. RefSeq lists its product as uncharacterized. The record is from RefSeq and is a predicted model, not a curated record. Gene Ontology annotation, cellular component: Cul4-RING E3 ubiquitin ligase complex. The transcript is spliced from 14 exons. Lineage: Eukaryota; Metazoa; Arthropoda; Insecta; Hemiptera; Aphididae. Gene Ontology annotation, biological process: protein ubiquitination. Bases 355 to 2577 code for a protein of 740 amino acids.
UACGUCCGAGCAAAACAUCUCACUACUACCAUAAUACCCCAGAAUAAUUAAUCGUUACUCCGUGUGCGGUGGAUCUGUCUUGGUUAUUAUUUUUUUUUUUUCGAUAAUUUUUUUCCUUGCACAUCUUUUUAAAAUGUUUUCGAUUAAUGUUCCGUUCGCCGCCACCACCGCCGCCGCUGCAGUAUUGUCCAGUCCGUCUGUCCGUUCAAUCAUUUACGUUUCUCGCCGCGGCGCAAACCAAUUGGCUUGAACGUCCGGACGGUCUUAGGCGUACCGUCGUGUUACGGACUGGCUGGUGCAAAUACUAAUAAUACGUUUACCGACCGCCGAGGUACGCGCUGCGACCGUUUCAAAAUGUCCAUCUCGUCAGAUUCCAUUAUCCACAAACUCUAUAACCGGCAGGUCCAUGGUACUUUUAAGUAUAAAUAUAACCCUCAAAAUAAUGCAAGAUAUUUAUUCAAAAAAAAUCCAGAUUGGUGUACAUUUUUAUUGUCUGAUAUUAUAAAAGACAUGUCAGAUCAUGUAUUAAUGGGCUUUACUCGAUGUGGCCGAUUUCUAUUGACUUAUACAUGUACAGUAGCAGAGACUGAAACUGUUGUCAUUGAUAGUCCUAUUAUAUCUAGUUCGAAUAUUAAGUACAAACUUCAUUUUUGGGCAUUUCGGCCAGGUCAAAAAGCUUUUAAGGUUACAGAAGUUUCGUUAUUUGAAAAUGCUGAUCAUAUUGAUCUUUUAAAUGUUUAUAUUGUUCAAUGGCCAAACCGUUCUGAUAGAGUUGUAGUUUUCGGUGAAAGUGUAAUAUCUGAAGAUGAUGAAUGUGAUAUGCACAAAAUCUAUAUUACAGUUACUACAUUACCAUCUUUAAAUAACUGUAUAGAUUGUCGAUCUGUAGCCUAUGAACAUAGACAUGAAGAUUUUUCCAAGUAUUAUUCAGGUAAUACAUGUCUUGUUCAUGGCCUUACUGUUCAUACAUUAUUUACUGUGUCGCAUCCUUAUCCAAGCCUAGAGCCAUACGUAUUAUUGAAAUAUGAUGAUCAUAUUGUGCUUAAUACGUGUAAUUUCAUUCAUGUUUUAAAUAUUGAUUUAGAUCAAAAUCAAGAUAUUGAAUCUGAUAAAACAGAAAACAUUAAUGCUCCAUUAGCUCACAAGCUUAGUAAUGAUUUGACUGAAUUUGGUUAUAAAAUGGCAAAUAAAAGUGAUAAUCAAGAAAGAGGUAUCAAGAGAAGACAUAUUGAAUCAAGAUGCUUUUUUGAUAAAGAACAAGAUUUAACCAUAUCUGCUUUGAAUCCUAUACCAAAUUAUAACAGCCAUCGUCUUUUGAGAAUGAAAGAUGCUGAAAAGAUCUAUGAUUUUGACGAAAACGAUGAUAGCUGUAUGCUUAAAUUCAAAUGGUUCAGGCGAAGAAGAAUAGCUGAUAAAAUGUAUGAAUUUUGUUCUGAAGAAGAAGAUAUGGAGAAUGUACAUCCUUCAUCUAAAAAAAGUCUAUGUCAACGUUGUGAAUCACCAGGACCUUCUGCUGUUGAUCAAACACCAUUAUAUAUACACACAGACUAUGAAGAUGAUAGAUUAAAUGACUGUGAUAGAAAAAUGUUAAUUGCUCAAGAAUUAAAUGCAAUCAUUGCGGACUGGGAUUGUUUAUCGUCACCUCGUUCAGUUACCUCUGAAGAUAGAGACCUUAAGAGUCCUGAUAUUGCUAAUAGAAAAAUAACUAAUGUGCUCAAGCCAAGAAAUAAAACUCCAUUGACAAAGAAUUCCAAAAAUGCCUGUGAUAAGAAAGUCAGUGUUAUGCUUGUACCUGAUAAUAAUACUCAAGGAAGUCAAUCUAAUAAUGUAUUUCUAUCCGUACCAUUACAAGGAUGUUCAGUAAAACUAGAGAGACGGUACAUAGAAGUAGAUGAAGAAAUUGUUUCAGUCUCCACAGAUUUAGAUGAAGAAGACGGUUUAACAGGGUCUUUAUGUGCACUUCCUUUGUCUGUGCAUGGGUCUGCUUCUGCUCAAAUGCAAAUGGUUAAUACUACUAAAAUUGGAAAACAGGAGAAAAAUGUUUGUGUCAUUAAGCAAGCGAGUUUAGAUUUUGAGCAUGUUAGUUAUAAAGUAGCAGAAAUUAUUUGCAAUCUAGAAGGGCACAAAUUUUGGUGCUACAAUGACUAUGAUUCAGCAAUUAUUGAUAUUUGUCCUUUGAAUGGGGACAUUUUAAUUGCACUGUGCAUAAGACUGAACACCGAAGAAGAAAAACGACCCAUACCUAUUUGCCAAUCUGAGAGUAGCAGGGGCUUUGAGACAAAGUGUGUGAUUUUGUGGAACCCCAAGACUGAUACUUGCUACCUAGAGGCUUAUUGGCAGCUAGAAGCUAUUACUGAAGAUUCAAGUACAAGUUGGAAUCCAGCACGUCAUGAAGCCAAUAUUCUGCGCCAAGCACCCCUGGGUUUCUUUAAUGUCCCUGCUGGCAGACAAGUAAAAUGUUUAUCCCAUGAAAUCUGGUCUAGACAUGACGGGUAUUUAAAUCCGUCUUUAUUUGAAAUCAGAGAUGAAGAGAAUAUGAUUACUAUUCUACGUAAUAGAAUAUUACAAAGAAUGUAAAGUUACAGUGUUUCUUUGCCACAGAAUGCUUAUGUAACUAGAAGAAGUAGGAGAGCCACUUAAGACAGUCUUAAGGUAUAUUAAGUUUUAAUAUUUAGAUAUAUUUAAUAUUAGUUUUAAUAUUUAUUAUGUUAAUAAAAAUACUGUGUGUGAUAGUAAUUAAUUAUUUUUUAACGAUGUACUACUAUUAAUUUGACUAUUAAGUUGUAAAUCUCAACAAAGUAUAUUAUAUAUAUAUAUCUGUUCUACUUGCCUGAAAUAAUGUUUAUUAAGCUCAUCGGUUUCUUGGUAUGUUUUAAUUUU